GUGCCGCCGCCUUCCCGCCUGUUGCCCCGGGCCUGGCGGCGGCCGCGGCGGUCGGCGGCGCCGCGGCGGCCGCGCCCGCGGGCGGCGGUGCCGGCGCGCCCGUGGUGCCUGGCCUGGCGGCGCUGCCCGGCCUGCCGGGCUUCGGAGGCGGCGGGGCUGCUGGGGCGCCCCCGGCGGGCGGCGCCGUGCCUGACGGCGGAGGUGCUCCCCCCGGCGGCGUGGGCGCCGCGCUGGUGGGCGCGCUCGCGGGCGGCGGCGGCGGCCCUCCUGGAGGCCCUCCUCCUGGUGCGGUGCCUGGGGCCCCGGCGAUCCCUGGUGUGCCGAUCGCGGUGGCUGGCGGUCCCAUCGCCCCAGCGGGCGGCGCGCAGCUGGGACCACUCGUGGACGGUCCGUGGCGUCAGGCCGUGACUCUGAUUGGCGCCGACUGGCGCCGAGGGGUGAAUCUCGAGCUCCCGACCAUCGACGCAGCUGGAGGCAUCAGCGGGACGGCCCUCUUCGAGGUAGAGGAGAUCGGCACCACGGGCCCCUCAGGGCAGUACCUGAGCGCCCAGUUCAGGGGGGCUUCGCUGGCGGCCGAGGCGAUGCGGCUGGGCGGCCUUUUCCCACCGCGCGGCACUGGGCCUGCGGGCCUCCUGCACUUGUGCGGGCAGGGGCCGGCGCUGUGCGGGGACCCCGCUGUGCCAGGCCGAGGAGUCCUGCAUGUCGAGUGGCUGCGGCUGCGCUCGAACCGCGGGUUCGUGGAGCCGUGGGCGCGGCCGAGCGCCUUCGGUGGGCGCGGCGGCGGCGGCGCCUUGGCGGGGAGCGCCCCAGCCGGGGGCGCGGCCCCCGACCGCCUGGCGGCAGCUGCCGCGGCGCGCGCGCAGGCUGCUGCGGCGGCGCCUGGUCGCGCUGGUGGCGGUCGCGGCCGCCGCCACCCCCGGUGCCCUGUACGACCGAAGAACAUCGGGCGCGUCAUGGGCCUGCGGGAGGGGGCGGACGGCUCAGAGGUUCGAGCGAAGGUCGUGGGCUACCUGCAGGCCGUGGUGUUCGGCCAUCACCCUCCAGGGCAGAUGCGGAUCAACGCUCAGCGGGAGCUGCAGACGCUGGCGACCGCGCUGGACCUGCUGGAGAGUGGGUGCCUGGCGGAGUUGAGCGACGUGUUGAUGCAGCGCUUCAAGGCUCUGGAGCUGUCGCUGUCCGACGCGAGCUGGCAGGUAGCGAGCGAGCUGGAGAUCGCGCCGAACGCGCGGCCCUCGCUGGCCUCGAUGGGCGAGCAGGACCUGGCGCGGCGGGCGGCACUGCUGCGCAGGAAGCUGAUGGACGCGAAGAGCCGCGGCGGCCUCGGCGGCAAGGGUCAGGGCGAGGCGGCGGACGGGCCGAGGCGUGUCUCGCUGGCGACGAGCCCGGAGCGCCACGUCUUCAGGCAGGACCAGCCCGCGGCUGCGGCGGCAGCGGGCCUGCAGCAAGGUUGCCCGCUCGCGCAGACCGCCCUGGACUUCACCGUCGCGCUCGCCGCCUCCGAGAUUGCGUCCUCGUCGUGCCCGCCGGCCUGUGGCACGGAUGCCGACUGUGACGGUGAUCCGCUGGCAGAGUGGCGCGAAUGGGCUGGCGCGGCGAGUGAUCUUCUGCGAGAACCUUUUGACGUGGGCCCCGUGUUGUUGAACAUAGUCCGCCAGUUCCCAGGCUCCUUCGGUCGCUUCACUAGAUAUUCCCUCGAGGUAAAGCCACGCGAGCAUCCGGCCGACAUGGGAGGUCGGCUUCAGCGAGAUCUGUUGCCGUUACCAUACCCUUCGAUCAACAGGUCCCAGAUCGUCCGUCAGGGCGAGGGCCCUUUGAGCGACAAGGAGUGGGAAGGACUACGCUGCAGGCUGGUGGUCACUGUCCUGGCGCUAAACUGGGAGUCUGGGUUCCGCUCCCUGAAGCUGGCCAGGCUCUGCCGAGGUCGAGCCAACGCCGCGCAGCAGGCAGCCCUGGUCGCUCUCGGCCGCCGCCUCCUCUUGGCUACGCGGGCCGAAUCUGCUCUACCGCCAGAUCUUGACUGGAACGUGCGGCUGAAGGACCGCAAGAUCGGCUACGGCGGGGACGAGAUCUCGGCCCCGCAUCGGCUGACGCUGGAGCAGGUGCUGGACGGGCUGCCGCCGCCGGGCGUCGCGGCCUCCAUCGAGGCGGCCGACCUCGCGACGGGGUUCGUGCGUGAGGCCCUCCUGGACCCGACGUUGGUGCUGCUGCCCGCUGCCCUGCGGCGGCCCGCGCCGACAUCUGCGCGCGUGUGGGCCUCGCUCGAGGAGUGGCAUCGGAUCGUGCGGGCGCUCCACGAGCGCGGGAUGGCGUCGGCGAUCCCGAGCAGCGAGAUUGCCUGUCGCGACGGAGCCCCGCUCCUGAACGGGGCGUUCGGGGUGCCCGAGCCCCGCGACGAGCCCGUGGUCUGCAGCGACGGCGAGCGCAGGGCGGUCCUGAGGCCGAUCACCAACCUCAUCCCCUCGAACGCGUGCCAGGAGUGCAUCGUGGGAGACACCCCUGAGAUGCCGACCAUGAGCCAGCUGAACGGCCUGGUGCUGACCGAGUCGGAGGAUCCCCUGUGGAGCGGCGCGGACAGAAAGGCCUUCUUCUACGUCUUCCGCGCGCCGCCUGCGUGGUGGCCUUACAUGGUGAUAGGGCCGCCCGCCCCCUCGGAGUUGCUUGGCCUGAAGGACGGUGGGGCCACGCACAUCUGCCUGCGGGUGAUCGGCAUGGGCUGGAUCAGUGCCGCGGGCGUGACGACCCACCUCCACCGGAACAUGCUGCGGCGGAGCGCCUCUGUCCCUCGCGGCCUGCCGCCCAGCCAGGAGAUCACUCGGCGCCGACGGCUGCUGUUCAGCGUGGAGAAGCCGUGCCCUCCGGCGUGGAUGGUCUACAUUGACAACCUGGGGGUCGCGGAGGUCGCGAGCAAGUCCGAGGCCGCGACGUUGCGAGGGACGGUGCCCGAGCUCAUCUCCGAGGCUCGCGCCUGCUAUGCGGCUGCGGGCUCCCCGGGGUCGCCGUCCAAGGACAUCCAUCGAGUGCCUCGAGCGACAACCUUGGGGGAGCUCAUCGACGGGGUCGAGGGCGUGCGGCGCCCCCCUGCGGGUUACCUUGCCGAGAUGGCCAGCCUCGCGCUGUGGACGCUGAGCAAGAAGCGGGCCAGCAUGCGGCUGGUGCGCAUUCUGCUGGGCCGCUGUGUUCGUGUGCACUGCUUUCGGCGGCCGCUGGCGGCCAGCUUUGCCUACACCUGGAAGUGGCUCGGGAACCCGCGCACUGGCGGCCGCUUCAGCGUGAGCGUGGUCGAGGACCUCUUGAUGUGCCUUGCGCUGUCAGGGCUUUGCGUCGCUGACCUGCGCCUCGAGGUCGACCCCCUGGCGACCGCGUCGGAUGCCUCGGAGGCCGCUGGCGCCGUGGUCUACGGCUACGCCCUCUCCGACCGCGGGCGCGCGCUGGCCGAGAGGCGGCAGCGGCCCGCGAACGCCGCCUGCGAGGAGGAGACCGCCCUCGUGACUGUCUUCGACGGCAUCGGCGGUGGGCGCCGGGCUUUCGAGAUCCUCGGACUGGUCCCUGCCGUGCACCUGUCAUUCGAGGUUGACCCCACGGCGGUGCGGGUGGCCCGGCGCAGCUACCCCAGCACGCAGCACCUGGGGGACGUGACGGAGGCGGACCCGGUGGCCCUGGCAGCCCUGCUGCGCUCCCGAGGCCGGGUGUCGCGUGUGCCGGUGGUGGGCGGCUUCCCGUGCCAGGUCUUCGCGGGUCUCAACGUCGCUCGGCAGGGUCUCGACGACCCGCGCGCGGGCCUGGUUGACCACAUGGUGCGGAUCGUGGACGGGCUGCGGACGGCCAUGCCGGAGGCGUCGAUCGACUUCCUCGGGGAGAACGUCGCGUCGAUGCCCGAGUGCGACGUGCUGCGCCUGAACCAGCUCUUCGGCCGCAUCCCGCUGGAGAUUGAAGCGGGGGGUGUCGGCUGGGUCAGACGUCCGCGGCUCUACUGGGCUUCGUGGGACCUCCUGCCGUCCUUCGAGGCUGAGCCCGUCGUGGUGCGGGCGAAGACCCAGGACGUUCGGCGCGCCUGCAAGGUGGCGCUGAAGGCGGAGCGGCCGCCGCUCGAGGAGUGGCUCCCGCCCGGGGCUGUGUGUCCGGGUCCUGCUGCAGGGGAGCCGCUCCCGACCUUCGUGCGCUGGACGCCGCGCUCGCAGCCGCGCCCCAGGCCUGCGGGCAUUGGGGGGUGCAGCGCUGCUGAGCUGGCGCGCUGGGAGGCGGCGGGCUUCGCUUCGCCGCCCUACCAGUUCCGUGACAAGUGGUGCAUCCACCAGGCGGAUGGCCGCGUGGAGCCGCCUGACGCGACCAUACGAGAGAAGCUGAUGGGCUUCCCGGAGGGCCACACCGUGCCGUGCAUGACGAGCAGCCAGGCGAAGGCCGAGCCCGCCAAGUACGAGGCUCUUCGGCGGUCGCUCGUGGGCAACUCCUUCCAGUGCGAGGUCGUGGCCUGGAUCAUCAGCCACUGGGCCGUCGGAGCUGGGCUGCUGGUCUCGGUGCCCUCGCUGGGUGAGCUGCACGAGAGCGCGCGAGCCUGGGCUGGUGGCAGGAAGCUGUGGGCCGGCGACGUGACGUCGCUGCGGUGCGGUCGCUCCGAGAUCGACGAGGGCCUGCGCGCCAGGCUGGACCAGGCUGGCGGGCCCAUCUACGUGGGUCGUGGGUCUCGCCGCUGGGGGCUGGCUGCCUCGCGGUGGGGCAACCCUUUCACGAUCAGCCCCGAGCGGUCACGCGAGGACGCUGUUGCCCUGUUCGCUGGUUGGAUCCGCACGCAGCCCACCCUCCUGCAGAGCUUGGAGACGCUGCGCGGGGCCCUACUGGUCUGUCACUGUGGGCCCGACCAGGCGUGCCAUGCCGACAUCCUCUUGGCGGAGUUGGCGAAGCGUGACGUGGUGGAGUGA
This is a messenger RNA of Prorocentrum cordatum, 4916 nucleotides long. NCBI's taxonomy places the organism in Eukaryota, Dinophyceae, Prorocentrales, Prorocentraceae. The record is from the annotation of a GenBank genome assembly.